Danaus plexippus (monarch butterfly) is the source of this 1673-nucleotide messenger RNA. RefSeq names its product CLIP domain-containing serine protease HP8-like. Bases 344 to 1456 code for a protein of 370 amino acids. Lineage: Eukaryota; Metazoa; Arthropoda; Insecta; Lepidoptera; Nymphalidae. Gene Ontology annotation, biological process: proteolysis. Gene Ontology annotation, molecular function: serine-type endopeptidase activity. The transcript is spliced from 7 exons. The record is from RefSeq and is a predicted model, not a curated record.
GAUAUAUGAAAGAAAACUGUUCACAAUUCGUAUAUAGCGUAAUAAUGUUAAUUUAAAAUAAGCACACUGUAGUCUCAAGAAUUGUUUUGUAGAAUAUAUUAUUACUCAAUGCGCCUUGAGAAGUCUAAAAACCCAUUCACGAUAAGCUUGAACGUAAAUUUCCUCUACCAACUAUUACAUUAUGGUCAAACCCAAUUAAGAUCUUGAAAAGAACGAACGGGGUUCUAAGAGUUUAUUAACGUUAAAAGAUUCAUAAAUAAAUAUUUUUACUUAAACUCACCUGUUAAAAUACUUACCCUUGAACGAAUUCAUAAGUGUUUGGUAAAAGUGAGAAACGUAAGAAAUGUUUAAUGGCAAAAGUUUGUUUUUGUUAAUCAGUCUCACCAUAAAUUAUGUUGCUCCAGGUAUCAACAUUAAUCCGGAAAUAUGCAAAUCCGGAGCAAAAUGUAUGAUUCUAGAAGAUUGCGUUGACCUUUACGAAAGAUUCAAUGAAGGGACUUCCGCUAUUUAUAUUAAGUUAUUUCAAAAGUUACAAUGCGGUUUCAAUGGUAACCAAUCAAAGAUUUGCUGUCCACCAAAUUUUCUAACCUCUGUUGGUGAUACGUCAAAUAUAAAUCAAACAAAUAAAUUAAAGAUCUUGCCUAAUAACACUGUUUGUGGCAUUGACACUAAAAUUAUAAAUAGGAUUUCCGGGGGGGAGGAAACUGAAAUCGGUGAACAUCCUUGGCUGGCGUUAUUGAAUUAUGGCCCACCUUCGACUAAUAGUUUUUAUUGUAGUGGAGUCCUGAUAUCCUCAAGAUAUGUCAUGACCGCAGCACACUGCGUGAAGCGCACUUUGGAGGAUGUCACAGUUUCUCAGGUGCGACUUGGUGAAUGGGACUUGUUAAGGAAUACGGACUGCUCGAAGAAUUACUGCAGUUCUGAUGCAAUAGACGUCGAUGUAGAAGAAGUUGUGGUCCACGAGAACUUCAUUAUCGGAGAUCCCUCAUUUCACCAUGAUAUUGCUCUUCUGAGAUUAGCCCAAGAUGUAACUUUCAGUGAUUUCAUUAGGCCGAUCUGUCUUCCUAUAGAUACGGAAAUAAGGGAAAAUAAUUUUGAACAUUCAGUUUAUGCGGAAAUAGCGGGUUGGGGUCAAAAUGAAUAUAGUUCAUUUUCAGAAAAGAAACUCAAGGCUAAAGUUUCUGUCGUAAACUUAGAAACAUGCAAAAAAGUAUAUGCCUAUGGUAAGCACGUCAUAACUAAUAAUCAUAUCUGUGCCGGUGGCGAGAGAGGCAAAGAUAUCUGUGAUGGAGAUUCUGGUGGUCCACUCAUGGUUCAAGUUCAGGAUAAGAGAAUUUGGAUGGCUGUUGGUGUGUCAUCCUUUGGCCCAGCGACUUGUGGUGUAGAAGGAUGGCCUAGCGUGUUCACCAGAGUGACGUCUUAUAUACCCUGGAUAUUAUCUAAGAUACGACCUUGAAAGUCAUUUCCGAAGACCAUUUCUUCAUCAUAAUUUAGAUUCAAACCCUAAGCAUUAUUGUUGAAGUAUAACUUAUACCCUUUUUAUAUGAGUAGGCAUACACAAAUUAUGAUGGACCUAUUAUGUGGUUGAAGAUCCUUGUAUAUACUGUAAUGAAUGUAAUAAAAAUUUAUAUUUAUAUGUAACAGUUCUUAAUAAAACAUGUAUUUAAUAGUAA